AUGGAAGACGCCAAUGCAAGAAAUGUAGAUGAGACAGAACCUUCUGAUGCUAGAAUGACUCGGUUAGAAAGAAUGGUUGAAGCUCUGACUGGAUUGGUUAGACAACAGCUAGAACAAAACCAACAACCACAGCAAAGACAACCUUUUCCACCACCUCCUCCACCACCUGUUCAAGUGGAACCGAUCAAUUAUGAUGACAUCAUUACAAUGACACAGAAAUACAAGAAAUUGAAACUGCCAGAAUUUGUAGGAGGUAUUGAGCCAUUACAAGCAGAGGCAUGGGAAGAAGCGAGAAGAUGGUGGAUGCUCAUUCGAGAUAUGAACAGGGACUUGACAUGGGAUCGAUUCAAAGGAAUGUUUUAUGAAAAGUAUUUUCCACAAUGCAUGCGAGAUAGAAAAGUAUCCGAAUUUGAACAGCUGAAGCAAGGAACCAUGUCAGUAGCGGAGUAUGAAGCGAAAUUUACCGAACUAGCCCGUUACGCUCCUCAUAUGGUUGAUACGGAUUACAAGAAGGCAAGGAAAUUUGAGGGUGGCUUACAUGUUGAGGUCCUUGACCGGUCUAUAACUACACCUGAACCAGAAAGUAAGAAAUUCAAGAAACAGAAGAUGGAAGCGGUUAGUGAAUCAGUGGCCUCCGUGAAUGACAAUUUGAACUCGAGCUUUAAUGAUAAUACAACAAGGGGAAAUAGUGGGAGUGUAGGUAAACCUAUUUGUAGGGAAUGUGGGAAGCAGCAUGGGGGCAUUUGCCGCCGAGGAACUGGAGUUUGCUACAAAUGUGGACAACAAUGA
Molecule: messenger RNA, 789 nt
Organism: Camellia sinensis
Lineage: Eukaryota; Viridiplantae; Streptophyta; Magnoliopsida; Ericales; Theaceae
Source: RefSeq, a predicted model, not a curated record